Messenger RNA from Monascus purpureus, 2382 nucleotides. The record is from the annotation of a GenBank genome assembly. NCBI's taxonomy places the organism in Eukaryota, Fungi, Ascomycota, Eurotiomycetes, Eurotiales, Aspergillaceae.
CUCCAUGCCCCCUCCCAUAUUCUGCACUCACCCUGUCGUGCCCCGUCGUCUCAUCUGCUCCAAAAUUACCCGCCCCCUUCGCCCCCUUUUUCUCGUCGGAAAUUGCGGCUGCGCCCUUUUUCGUCCCCUCCACUUCCAGAUGCUCUACCCCGUCCGCUUGGGCCGGCUUUUCAGCUGAAUUUUUUUCUCCUUUUUGCUUGAAUCUAGCGAAAUGAUUCAUAUUUUUUGUGCCUCCAGCCGCUACCGCCAGAGAAUUCGUUUAUCGGGGGCCUCGCUUUGCCUGCUGGUCUUCUAGGGUAUCUACUCUUUACCUCUCGACUUUCUUCGACCAAAGAAGUCUUGACUCCCCAAACCCCCAAAACAGGCUCCAACAAAGGCUGAUUACGCGUUACGCCUUAUGCCUACCCCUCUCUUCCCCCUUUCCCGCGGUUUCCUGUCUUGCACCUUCGUUUUCGUCCCAGCCAUGCUGAUCCCGCGCGUUGUGGCAUGCGGUGGGAUUGUAUGGAUGACGACAAGAAAAGGGCCUCGGAGAAACAUAUCCAAUGGCAUAAAUGCCUCAUCCAUGACUCCGCUGGCUGUCCUCCCAUCAUCGCCGCUGCCCUCAAUCACAUUCGUGGAAUCUUCCUUUGCCCGACUAGUGGCCGAUUGGUCCUCGAUUAUCCGGUCUCCUGCGCCCCGUGAUAGAUGUUUGUGGAAAGCAUGACGUUGCAAGCAUGGCUAUUUGCUGUUGCGGUGUUUCCUGUGGAAUAUUCGCUGAUCUCCGAGGCUGACAUGGGCUUCGCCGAAUCCGCGCCGUGCAUCCAGCAUUUACUCUUUCCGGACAAUGCCCCAAUAAUCCCUUGGAAUGGCCGAUUGCACUGGAGGAAUACAGCGUACCAUUUCAAGAUCCAAGGCGCGCGAGCAGGAGAGCAGGAUCGGGCUCCUCCGCAUUGGUUCAGCUUUCGGGGGUGUUGUUCUUCUCUUCGUUAGAAUGAGGACCUGGGAAUUGAGUCGUCGCCUGAUCUGCGGGUUGUAAAUACCCUCGUCCGUCUCAAGUUUAAAAGCAACGCAGACAGCAUCAUCAGUUUCCUUAACAUCACACUUUACUUCCCACUUUGCUCGUUUGCCAGGAUGGAUCGCCAAGUUUCUUACAAUGGCCCUUUGUCUUCCCCUCCUUUGCCCUGCAAUUUCCCAGCUUCACGUCCCUCGACCUUGAUGGAUCAUCCAUUGCCCCCGAAACCUCCCAUUUCCAUGCACUUCCAUGCCUACACUAGCCCUGCCCGCAAGCCUGUAACCACACUGCGAGACAUGGCGGCACAGCACGUUGACCAUGGCAAAUCCAUCCUUGUGAACAACGAUCGAGAAAGGCCCUUUGAGCACCAUCACGUAACUGCAUCUUCCUUUGGGGUGUUUAGCGGCCCUCACAUAGAGAGCGUCAUCUGUCCAUCCAGUGAAGAAAAUGACUGUGACAAGACAAGCAACAUCGACGGCGACGACUUGCCCCAUCCCGACAAAUUAUUCUCUUGGAUAUGGAACAAUGGGAGCUGUGAGAGCUGUGAGGCUUCAGUGGCCCUCAGAAGGGAUGACAGGCCGUGCCUCGACAAAACAAGUUCAACUACAUUCGAAGUUCGUGGGAUAGGCCUGUCCUGCGAGAGUCACCCCGGUGAUGCCGAUGAUGGCCGAAAUAAUGAUAUUCGCGACACGAAGCAUCUCUCUGAGGGAAGCGACGGUGGCUUGUCCGAUACUUUGAGACCGAAGGGCCUUCUCACUUUCUGCCAGUUGGUUGAAGAAUCGCAGACCACUUUCUCUGGAUCCAGAGGCCCCCGGCCUGUGACUGAGACUACCGUGUGUAGCCCAUCUAAAAUCUCCCGAUCAAAGCGUCACAGUCGAAAGAAGCCAGCGUGCACCGUGUUGGGGUACGCUGAACUUGCCGCAGGCGGGGGCCCUCGAACAAGGGCAAGGGCAAGGGCAAGAGCAGGAGCAUCUCGUUCAUUCCUUAGCAGCAAGCGGGCCCGUCCUUAUUCAGAUGCCGAAGACGAGCUUCUCCGUGAAUUGGUACACAGAAAGCUUCAAUGGGAACAGAUCGAGGAGGAAUUCGGUCGGAGGUUUGCUGGAAGGGAUCGGAAAUCACUGCAAGGGCGUUGGUCGAGAAAUCUGAAGUUUGUAACCCGAUCAGCGAAGUGCUUGACAAAACUCAGAGGGAGGAGGGAUGGAGCGAGCUUAGCCAGUAACGACCUCCUCACCACCAAACCAACACGUGCGAUACUCACCUAACCGGCCACAAGUCAAUCAAAGGACGUAGAUAUACCAGGCUGAGUGGGAGGACUUGAGAAGAACGAUCUUGUAUCUACCCUAGUGGAUUUAGAUGUGUUAGUAAUAGAAUUGUCAAAUUCAGACAACCCC